Penicillium antarcticum is the source of this 1191-nucleotide messenger RNA. RefSeq names its product putative proline oxidase Put1. Gene Ontology annotation, cellular component: mitochondrion. The coding region runs from base 1 to 1191 and encodes 396 amino acids. The record is from RefSeq and is a predicted model, not a curated record. The transcript has 2 exons. Gene Ontology annotation, molecular function: FAD binding; proline dehydrogenase activity. NCBI's taxonomy places the organism in Eukaryota, Fungi, Ascomycota, Eurotiomycetes, Eurotiales, Aspergillaceae.
AUGACAUCGAAACUUUUCCUCCGACCCGCCCUAGCCUUGAUCAGUGUCCUCUCAACUUCGAAAGCAACAUUAUUGAAUCCGGAUAAAAACAUGCUUUUGAACAAGCUUCUUCGAUGGACCGUAUACAAUCAUUUCUGUGCUGGCACAAACAGCAAAGAAGUCUCAAAGACAGUGGCGGAUGUCAAAAAGAUCGGAUACCAGGGUGUCAUCUUGGGAUACUCUAAAGAAAUUGUGCUGGAUCACAAUGAAAAGCUUGCUGUGGAUGAGUCUGGCUCGGCAAAAUACAGUGAUCGGUGCUAUGAAAUGGUUGAAGAAUGGAAAAAUGGCACAUUGGAAACACUGCGCAUGGUUGGUCCGGGUGACUUCCUCGCGGUGAAAUUAACUGGUGCUGGUCCUAUCUCUGUAGAAGCCAUGGCGGCACUUCAUCCAAUGCCGAAGGCUAUGGCCAAAGCCGUGGAUGAGAUCUGCAUUGCGACCGAGAAGCAGGGCUCUCGUCUUUGGCUAGAUGCCGAGCAGCAAGCUUUACAAAAGGGCCUUGACCACUGGGCUCUUGAGACAAUGCGAAGACAUAAUAAAGCAGAGCGCCCAGUCGUUUACAAUACUAUCCAAGCUUACUUGAAGGACUCGAAGGCAAACCUCGACCGUCAUCUUACGCUCGCCGCCCAAGAAGGUUGGACGCUGGGCAUCAAGCUUGUGCGAGGAGCUUAUAUUGAACAUGAGACACGAUCUCUUAUUCAUGACACUCAGAAAGAUACGGACCAGUCGUAUGACCUCAUUGCAGACACUCUGCUGUGCCGAAGAAUGCCUGCCGAUAACGAUACCCUUAUAUUCCCGAAAACUGCUCUCUUCCUUGCCACCCAUAACGCUGUUAGCGCAGCCAAAGCUAUCUCUACACACCAGGAACGCAUGCUUGCCAACAAGCCUACAAUUAUGUUGGAAUGCGGGCAGAUUCAAGGCAUGGCUGAUGAGCUCAGUUGUCAGUUAGUGCAAAACUACGAACGUGCUCUUGAACAGUCGUCUGUUGCAAAAUUGACUGUACCAAAAGCGUUUAAAUGCAUGACCUGGGGUUCUGUCGCCGAAUGUAUGGGAUAUUUGCAUCGUCGAGCAAUUGAGAAUCGCGGCGCAGUAGAGCGAACACAACAUAUGGUGACUGCGUUGCGGCGCGAACUGUGGCGAAGGAUUGUCGGAUAA